This is a messenger RNA of Akanthomyces muscarius, 3597 nucleotides long. RefSeq lists its product as uncharacterized. The transcript has 3 exons. Gene Ontology annotation, cellular component: cytoplasm. NCBI's taxonomy places the organism in Eukaryota, Fungi, Ascomycota, Sordariomycetes, Hypocreales, Cordycipitaceae. The record is from RefSeq and is a predicted model, not a curated record. Gene Ontology annotation, molecular function: protein binding; protein serine/threonine kinase activity; ATP binding. Bases 1 to 3597 code for a protein of 1198 amino acids. Gene Ontology annotation, biological process: autophagy; peptidyl-serine phosphorylation.
AUGGAUGGUGACGAGCCAACACAAGCCGCCACGCAGCAAAUUGUCGACCCGCGCCGCGUCGGGCAGCAAAACACGGGUUUCACCGACGACGAAAUAUCCGACAUUGUCUGCAUUCUGUACCCGCACUCGGCAUCGGCUAGGCAAGAGGUGCAGCGCCUGGUCCGCGACGAGUCGCCCUUCAUCAUCGGCCGGGACGCAGCCGACGGCGUCGAGCCCAACUACGACCUCGAGGACCGCGCGAGCCAGUUCGACUCCCACAACCAGAGCGGCGUGGGCGCCGCCCACGCCAUCAUCCUGCGCCUGUCCACCGUGCCCAAGAAUCCAGCCGCGGGCUUCGCCUUUGGCCGCAACCCGGGUCGCUGCGACGUCGUCUUUGCCAACGACCCCCUGCGGCGCGUCAGCAACAUACACUUUCGCAUCUAUGUCAACGAGUUUGGCAACGUCAUGAUUGAGGAUCAGUCGACCAACGGCACCUUUGUGGAUAGUAAGCUGCUCGCGGCCCGCGCCAAGCAGGGCGCCCCCAGCCGCUGGGUCCUGUCCUCGGGCUCGGUCAUCAACAUCUUCCUGCACGACGAGGUGCGGGACCUGACGUUUCGGGUCCGGAUACCGCGGAGAGAGGGCGCAUAUGAGCAGGUAUACCAGCAAAGGGUCGAGGCCUAUUUUGCGCGUCACAGGCUGCCCAUGGAGGGUGGCGCGCCGCCCGUGAACCCCCCGACGGCGGCGGCGACGGCGGCGACGGGGGAGCAGCUGCAUGUUGAUCUGUUCAGGACGGCAGGACAGCCAUUGAUGCACCGGGGGGAGGGGGUGACGCAGGCGGCGCCGCCGCGCAUGGUCAAGCAGGCGAGCACGCGCGAGUGGACCGGCUCGGGCAAGUACAACAAGGUGCGGCAGGUGGGCAAGGGAGCCUUUGCCGUCGUGUACAAGGUAACGGCGAAAUAUGAUGGCCGGCCAUACGCGGCCAAGGAGCUCGAGAAGCGGCACUUCAUCAAGAACGGCGUGCUGGACCAAAAGGUGGAAAACGAGAUGCGCAUCAUGCAGCGACUAAAUCAUCCCAACAUUGUACGAUAUAUUGAGAAUUUUGACUGGGAUGAACGCUUGUUCAUCAUCAUCAUGGAGUUUGUGGCCCACGGCGACCUCGGCAAGCUCAUUCAUGACAAUGGCCCCGAGCACGGGCCCAUGAACGAGCGAACCACGCAGGUGCUCGCGGUCCAGCUGCUAUCUGCCCUGCGCUACCUACACAACUUCAACAUUACACAUCGUGACAUCAAACCCGACAAUAUCCUCAUCAGCUCGCUGGAGCCGCUCGAGGUCAAGCUCACCGACUUUGGCCUGUCGAAAAUGAUUGAUAGCGAGCAGACGUUUCUGCGUACCUUUUGCGGCACACUGCUGUACUGCGCGCCCGAGGUCUAUACUGAAUUUCUCGAGUACGACGAGAACGGAUACCGUACGCGGGGUAGGCCGUCGCGGCGCGCGCCGGGCCAGCGAUACAGCCACGCGGUCGACAUCUGGUCUCUGGGCGGCGUCCUAUUCUACUGCCUCACGGGCGCUGCUCCGUACCCGGCGCGAUCGGUCGCAAGCCCGUCGGAGCUUCUGCACCGCAUCAUGACGACGGAGCUUAAUGUUGCGCCGCUGCAGCGAUAUAGCGUGUCUGAGGCGGGCAUUGACUUUAUUCGGGCGAUGCUGACGCGGAGACCGGAGCAUCGCGCGACGGUUGACGAGCUGCAGAACCAUCCCUGGCUCACCGAUUUCGGUGAGACGAUACAGGCGUCGCAGUCAUUUGACGAGGUGACCGACGAUGAAGAAUUUCCCGGCCAGGCGUCUCAGUUUUCUCAAGGGAGAUACGAAGAUGAUAGGGUUAGCGACUCUAUGGAUGAGGACUCGGACCAGGAAAAUCGGACUAUUGUUCCGGGAAGACCAGCGCCAAGAUUGUUUGGGGAGGUCGGUGUCUCGGCCAUUGGCAGCUCUGGUGUCAUUCCAGAAGAGUAUCUCAACUUGGCCCCUGGCAAUGGCAACCUACCUCUGCCUGGCAUGUCGGAUCCCAACGUCGACGAGGCGUACAACUCAGGCGAGUCUUGCUCCGACCGGAGUCCCGCGGGCCAUGCGCAAAACCCAGCUGGUCUGUCCAUCUUUCCCAACCAAUCGAUGGAUCAGCUGCCAAGUCUUGUGGAAGAAAUCGCCUCGCAAAGCCUCGGGGGUGAUGAUAAGAAACCUAAGCAGAGCGAGUCGUCGCCGCGCCGAUCAAUGACCUCGCUGGAUCUGAACUCUAGUAAACGAAAACCCCCGUCAGCCGAUACGAGCGACGAAUUUGACGAAAACAUGCCACCAGCCGGAAAGCCGACUAUCAAACGACUGCGAUCCGAUGGCCACGUGGACGCGCUGAUUACGGACGCGAUGUUGGACGAGUACAAGCUGCUGGCGAGCGUGCCACCCAUUCACUCGCUAGGGACUGGUCGAUCCAGCGACUGGCCGGUAAUUAAGGCACAGUUCUGGACGGAUGACAUAACCACGUGGCACCUCGAGUACCCAGAAAUGACGGAGCUGCAGCUGGCCAAGUUCAAAGACGCGGCGAGUCAGAGAAAGGAAGUCUUUCGUCCGGGCCAGACGCCUCUCUGGGAACUGGCCAUGAAGUACUUUCCGCCGACGCCGCGACCCAACUCGCAGGCACCGAGCCCGGACAGUCCAACGCUGUCGCCUUACGAUAGCCUGCGGCACGGUGGAGCCGAAGCCCCGGCGACGGGCCCUGGUGACGGACUCUCGCAAGAUGGUACGCAGGAGGGCUUUUCGCAGCUCGUGGUGCCGAUUCCCACUACGGAGAUGGCGGCCAUGAUUGAGAGCGACUUGACGUCGUGUAUACGAGACAUUUCGAUUCCCAUCACAGAGCCGCUCGUGUCGUUUGGACGUGGGCCGGAAAACACAAAGGUUUACGAGCACAAGGCGGUGACCAAGGUGCCGAAGUACGCGUUCAAAGUGUUGCUCUGGAAAGACGGCUACGACCCGGGCAAGUUUGACCUCCCGUGGCGGUCUGAUGUAAGCGAGGAAGACGCAAAGGACUUUUUCUUUUGGAUUUCUACAAAAGCAACCAAUGGCAUCCGCAUCAACGGCCGACAGCUCAGCUCGUCCACGUUCAAAUCGCCACACGACCCCUCGCAGCACUGGACGAGGCUAUACAACAGGGAUUCCAUUGUCAUCUGGCACGACGGGUCCGGCAUCGAGGGCAGCGAGACGAAGCUGACGUUUCACUGCACAUGGGGCGGGUCCGCGCGGGUCCGGGAGACGACGCAAGGCCUGGAGCUGGCGUCGGCGCACGUCGCGCAGAAGCUGAACGCCGGGUGUCAGCGGUUCGAGAACCAGCGACCCAAGAAUCGGAUGCGGCGAAAGGACGAGGCGGACAUAACAGAAAGGCGAAAGAAUGUGGAGAGGGAGAGGCAGCGCAACGUGUGGUUCGAGGAGAAGAGGCAAGAGGCCGUCGCGUACUUUGCAGCGAGCCAGCUGCCGCCGGCAGCCCUGGGAUGGGCGUCGAGGAGGCACUCGCCGGCGGGUAUGACGAUGGCGGGGAGAAGUGCGGCGGAUUCGACGGCGAGAUUCUCGAGACGAUGA